Messenger RNA from Rhodofomes roseus, 3398 nucleotides. Its product is annotated as Utp14-domain-containing protein. Gene Ontology annotation, cellular component: small-subunit processome; nucleolus. The coding region runs from base 86 to 3268 and encodes 1060 amino acids. The record is from RefSeq and is a predicted model, not a curated record. Gene Ontology annotation, biological process: rRNA processing. Lineage: Eukaryota; Fungi; Basidiomycota; Agaricomycetes; Polyporales; Fomitopsidaceae. The transcript has 7 exons.
CACGAGCACCCCGCAAGCUACUUUCCACCGCUCUCUGGCCCUUUCACUUUAAACACCCUCACCCUCCCCUCUGAAUCCCCGCCCGAUGGCACGAGCACAGAAACUACAAAAAUUUGCGAAGAAGCCCCACGCGCCGUCGCAGAGGACCUCGAACGCACUCGGGUACGCGAAACGCCAGGCGCAGAAGGGGAAGAGGCCGUCAAGGGCGGAUGUCGAGGAUGUGUAUGAGUACCAGCAGGAGAAGGUGCGGCGAGCGAAGGUGACGCUCCAGUAUGAGCGGGACGAGCUACUCGGUGCGCGCGGGGAGGGCAGCGAUGAGGAGGAUGAGGAGGGCGGCGCGGGUCAUGCAGGGAAGGGGAUGAGGCCCAGACUUAUUGGAGAGGGAGAUGAUGAUGAGCGGAUAGGCGAGGACGAGGACGAAGACGUUGAUAGCGACGAAGCAUUCGAUGAGAGCGAUGAGGAGAGGUUCGCGGGCUUUGGCCUUUCACAAAAGAAGAAGCCUAAGGCGCAGCACAAGAAGCGCAAUGCACCUAAGCCGUCUCGUGCCGUAAGGUUCGCAGAAGUCGACCUAAACGAAGACGAGGACGAAGCAGGCCCCUCCCAUGCUGCGCAUGAAGCAAGUGUAGCGUCAGAUGACGAUGAGGACGACGACGAGCAAAGCGAAGAGGGGGAGGAGGAAGGUGAUCCUGAUGAGUUCAUCGACGUUCUGGAUGUCCUCGACGGAAGGGGCGAACCACACAGUGAAGAUGAAGCGGCCCACCUCCAAGGAGACCUACGGAAGCCUGUAGCUGCUACCACUCAUGAAGGCACCGAGGAAUUAGCGCAGGAUGAAGAUGAAGAGAUGCGGGAUGGAGACGACGAAGACGGCGAGGACGAAGAAGAGGGAGAAGAGGGGGACGAGGACGAAGAGAUCUCCACCUCAGAAGAAGAGGGCGAAGGGGGCGAUGAGUCUGCGCUCGACAACCUGGAGAGAUUUGUCACAAACCUCGAUGCUGGACAUAAGCGAAAAUCGCCCGAUGCCGAGGACGGCGAGCCUACACAACGAGCGAAGAAGAGGCGAUUGCUUCCCGAACGCACUGAAGCAGGGGAGGAGAAUGAGUUCGCUGCGCAUGUCGGCUCAGGGAAGCUGCAGAUCGAUGACCUGCUCGCACCUCUCGCCGGACAAUCCUCGAACUUGCAGAGUCUCAAGAAGUCAGCCAAGAUCCUCACCUCUCAGUCUGGCCCAGGAAAGACGCUGGCCGCUCCUCUCCCACAGCGAACAGCCGAACGAUUGGACCGGGAGGCUGCAUAUGAGCAGACGAAAGAGGAGGUGGACAAAUGGACAGCGACUAUGCAACGGAUCAAGGAGGCGGAACAUUUGAGCUUUCCGCUUCAGGCCCAGCCCUCAGGGAAGACUUCCAACCUUGAGCUUGCGGCCAAGUUCAAGCCAACUACGGAACUCGAGAGUGCCGUAGACAAGCUUCUGAAGUCAGCCAAAAUGCGUGACGAAGACAUCGCCCAGACCGAGUCCCUGAAGAUGAAUCACCUCUCCGUCGAGGAAGUCAAAGCGCGCCGCGCCGAACUCUCCAAGAUGCGCGAGCUGAUGUUCCGUGCGGAGGCGAAGGCGAAGCGCGUCGCGAAGAUUAAGAGCAAGACCUACCGCCGCCUCAAGAAGAAAGAGAAGGCGAAGCUCGCUGCAAAGCUCGGCGAGGGCGCGUCGGAUGUGGACGAGGACGACGAGGAAGUACGGUUGAAGCGCGAGGUUGAGCGUGCGCGGGAGCGGGCGACGCUCAGGCAUAAGAACACGGGCAAGUGGGCGAAGGCGAUGAAGGUGCGCGGUGAGCUGGACGUCGACCAGCGGAGAGAGAUCGCGGACAUGCUGGACCGAGGGGAGAAGCUCCGGAGGAAGAUCCAGGGCGGGAGCGAUAGCGACGAGGAGAGCGACGAGGAUAGUGAGGACGAUGGAGACGAGGAGAUCGCGGCGCAGCGGGUCAGGGUCAGUGCGUUUGAAGAGCUUGCCGGCUUGGAGGACGCUCCUGCGGAUGCGUCCGAUGAGGGAGGGAAGAAGGGCAAAAGCAUCUUCGAGAUGAAGUUCAUGAAGGAUGCGAUGGCUAGGGAGCAGCGCAAGGUCAACGAGGAGAUCGAUGACUUCGUCAAGGAGAUGGGUGGGCAGCUGCCUGAUCCUGACGCGGAUGGAGACGACGCUGUAGAGGGCGAGCAAACUUACUCCGCGUCUGUGCAACGCGUCGGUGGUCGUGUCGCCUAUCGACCCGGUCCACCUGGUGCUGACUCCCUUCGCCCGGCUGGUUCGCUUGCCUCAGACACCUCAAGUGUCACCCUGAAGUCCACCGAUCUUCUCGGACCCUCUGAACCAACCUCGCCUGCAACCACAUCCCCUGUUACACAGCGCCCCGCUCCUCUGCCCCUCGCCGAGGAAGUCAACCCCUGGCUUGCGCAUCCCGAAGAUGCCGACCGUCCUGCCCAAAAGCGACACGAGGUCAUCGUUGGCAAAAACAGCGCGUCCGUCGAGAAGUCGAAAAACAAGCUGCGCAAGCGGAAGGAGAAGCGCGAGGAGGCGAAGGAGAAGGCGAAGGAAGAUGCAGCGGUCGACGUCUCAAUGUCGAACAUCAUGACCUUAGGCGAUACCACCCCGACUGCUGGCCCGUCGAAGCAGAAGACGGCUGCGGCAAGCAAGUCGACGGCGGCUCAGUCGUCGAACGCGCAGCCCACGGAGGACGACGGUGACUCCGACGCUGAUAGCGAGGUGGAAGAGCAAGAAAAGCGGCUUGCAGACCCUAAGGGCAAGGGCAAGGGGAAAGCGAACGGCGUGAAAGCCUUCCAGCAGCGAGACCUGGUCGCCCUCGCCUUCGCGGGCGACAACGUCGUUCAAGACUUCGCCGAGGCAAAGCGAAGCGAGAUGCAAGAAGACGCGCCGAGGGAGGUCGACACGACCCUGCUAGGCUGGGGCUCCUGGGGUGGGAAGGGCGCGAAGAAGGCGCCGCUCAAACCGCACCUCAUCAAGAAGGUCGCGGGCGUCGACCCGAGGUCGCGCGCGGACUACGGCAAGGCGCACGUCAUCAUCUCGGAGAAGCGCGACAAGAAGGCGGCGAAGUACAUGGUCAAGGACCUCCCGUUCCCGUACACGAGCAAGGCGCAGUUCGAGCGCAGCCUCGAGGCCCCGCUCGGCACGGAGUGGAACACCCGCCUCGGCUUCCAGAGGGCGACGCUGCCCAGGGUUGUUACGAAGCCUGGUCAGAUAAUCGCACCGUUGGAGAAGCAGCAUUCGUAGUUUGGUGGCUUGUGUGGUGUUGCACGUCUCGUCAACUGUAUCUGUCCCAUCUAGCAUUGCAAUCUUACUCGGAACGCAUUCGCACGGAAGUUUGAACAUCAUAUAAACGGCAUUUGCAUUACAUUACACU